AUGACCCAAGCGCGUGCUUCGCGCUGGGGCGCCUGGCGGGGCUUUGAAUUUUUCGGCAUAGCGCUGAUAUUUCAUAUAAUUUUUACAUGCUCCAUCUUUGAUAUUCAUUUCCGCUCCCCUGUCGUGCACCCCGUGCCGCGCUUCCAAGUGUUUGACACCGUCCCCGGCGCUGCGUCGCUUGAAGCAGAAGCGCCUGCACGGCGCGCAGUUGUGCUUGUUGCGGAUGGACUGCGUGCAGACACGCUGUUCAAAGCGCACGCUGCAGACGCUUUGCCUUUGUGGGCACGGGCCGAUAUGCAAGGAAACGGCGUGUACAAUGGCAGCUUUCCCAGUGCAUUUUUUCGCAAUGGCACUGGCAAAGUGCAGAGCGUGACGCAUGCGUACGCAGCGCCUUACUUGCGCACCAUUGCCAUGGAGCGCGGCCGGUAUGGCGUGAGCCAUACGCGCGUCCCUACCGAGAGCCGCCCUGGCCACGUUGCACUGCUUGCAGGCAUGUACGAGGAUAUGAGCGCCGUGACCAAAGGCUGGAAAGUGAACCCCAUUGCUUUUGACUCGCUCUUGAACCGCUCCUCUCACACUUAUGCUUUCGGAUCGCCCGACAUUGUGCCCAUGUUUGCGCUGGGGACGCCUCCGGGCAAAGUCGACGCGCACGUAUACGACGAAGACGCAGAAGACUUUACCAGAGACGCUGUAGCGCUUGACAUUUGGGUCUUGAACGAGGUGCGUGCACUGCUUGCGCGCGGCAAGCAAGACGCUGCGCUUGAUGCACAGCUACGUGCGCCCAACACACUCUUUUUUCUGCACCUGCUGGGUCUUGACACUACGGGUCACACCUACCGCCCCCAAUCGCGAGAGUACGCUGGAAACACGAUCGUCGUCGAUGCGAUUGUGCGCGAAAUCGAGCAGCUUUUUGACGCGUACUUUGCCGAUGAACGCACUGCCUACCUUCUCACCGCAGACCACGGCAUGUCGCGCCGCGGCAACCACGGCGACGGGGAUUCGGACAAUACGCGCACGCCGCUUGUCGUAUGGGGUGCAGGUGUUGCCAAACCUAUGCGCACAUCGCACGUAUACCCUGUGGAAGAGUACUACGAUGGUUGGGGUCUUGAGACGUACGAACGCGUGGAUGUAGAACAGGCAGCUAUCACGCCGCUUGUCUCCACGUUGCUCGGCGCGCAGAUUCCAGCAAACAAUGAAGGCGUGCUGCCCGACGUGUACCUUGACGUCGACGCGGCGUACGCUGCCAGGGCCGCACUUGCCAAUGCCAAGCAGGUCCUGGAAGUGUACCGCGUCAAGCACGAAGAGCGCCAAGCGCGGAUGCACCGCUUUGUACCCUACGCACCGCUCUCUGGCGGCGGCGAUGCGCAAGUUGCCGAUAUUGCGCAGUUGAUAGCGGACGGCGCGUUUGCGGACGCGCUGGAGCAGAGCGCCGCGCUGAUUGAAGAUGCCUUGGACGGCGCGCGGUACCUGCACAAGUACGACGCAAAGCUGUUGCUUACUAUUGUGGUGCUUGGCUACGUUGGCCUUUUUUUGUACGGCAUUACAUUUCUUUUGCAGUAUACACUGUACGAAGUGGUCCCGCGCCACAAAGUUUCUCCGAUGUGGCUUGCACUUUUCGCGCUGGUGCACGCUGCAGGGUAUAGCAUGCUUGCGCGCGACCAAGCGCCGUGGAUUUACUAUGUCUACAUGAGCGCUACCGCCUCGAUUUGGACGCUGCUUUCGUUGCGACUUCCUGUGGUGCGCGCCGCCCUGGCAGCAGCGAUGCCUGCACAAACUGGACCGAAGAACGAUGUGAUGCUCUGGAUGGCACUACGCGCCGUUGUGUAUGUUGGACUUGCGCUCGCGUCUGUGCAAUUGGCUGCGUAUGGCACGGAGCACCGCUAUACUUGGGCUUUGCUCAUGCUUUUGCUCGCGUUCCUCUGGCCUUUUGCUUUGCCCAACUCAUUCAAGGAAAACCACGAGAUUGCAUUGAUCGUGUGGGUGCUUUUGUGUGCUACAUGUGCCUAUAUUAUUACGCUCCCUAUCGAGAAGGAGGAGAGUGUGACGAUGCUGACCAUUGGCGGCACUCUUUUCCUUGUCCUGGGCACCUGCAUUUGCGCUUUCCCACAUACCUUUCUUGCUGAGGCUGACUAUCUUGGUCGUGUACGCAAGCUCUAUGCUUUGGCCGCGGCCAGCAGCAAGGCUCAAGUGGAGAAACUCAAGCGCGAGCCAGACGAGGAAACGGAGCACGACAACGACUUGUUUUUGCCGCGCAUGCGAAUUGCGCUGGCGUGCGAGCUGCUUGCACUCAUUGCUUCUAUUCUGGUCACGGCAAGCACUGCACGGCGCCUCAAGGCCAAGCAAGGUCUGGCGUUGGCUAACCAGGUCGUGGCAUGGGGCGUCCUGCUAUUUUCGCUCACCGUCCCGCUCCUGGUUGGCUUCCAGGGUCCCCGCAUGGCGAAGACGCGCGUCGAGCAGCCAUUCCGCCAGCGCAUUGUCCUGCUCGUGUACGCAUUUGUCCCUGCGUUUGUCCUGCUGUCCCUCGCCGACGAAGUGCUCUUCCUUUUUGUGUACAUUGCCCUUGUCCUUGUCUGGGCGCACUUCGAGGCGGAGCUGGCGCGCACUGUUGCCCCUACACCCUGCCCUCGCCGCGGCAUGAUCUUGGACGACGUGCGACUCGGCAUCAUGUUCUUCCUCUGGCUGCACAUUGGCUUCUUUGGCACGGGCAACAUUGCAUCCAUCUCCUCGUUCUACCUCUCGCCCGUAUACCGCCUGGUGCCUGUGUUCAGCCCUUUUCUUAUGGCGACACUGCUCAUCUUUAAGCUAAUUGUGCCCUUCAUUCUACUUGCAGCCGUGCUGGCCGCGCUCUGUGGACAACUACCGGAAUGGCGCGCGCAUUCGCCCGCGUCGAGCCGCGUCCCUAUCCUGGCAAGUGGAAUCGGGCUCCGCCAUCUCUACAUUCCCGUCACAGUCGCUGCACUUGCGUGCGAUGUGCUCGCGCUCAACUUUUUGUUCAGCAUCCGCGAUACCGGCAGCUGGCUCGAAAUCGGCCAGUCCAUCACCCACUUUGUCAUGGCCAACCUGCUGCAAAUCUAUAUGCUGCUCCUCGCAGCCAAUAGCUUCCCCUCUCUUACACAGCGACUUCGCUCCCAGGCACGCUCGAGCUCAUCGCGGCAGAAGCCAGAAGAAUCCAGCGAUACAAGCCUCGGAGAAGUUGCGCCGCGAUCUGUGAGUGAGGUAAUCGCACGCCGCCAGAUCUCGUAUCUUGUUUCACAACUUUCGGAAGACACGUACACGGAUACGCUUGCCGAGUUCAAGCUACUUGUCGACUUUCUCAGCGCCGACGCUGGUCUAUACCUUAUCGAACAACUCCGGACAGCCGCGCGUGAAACUUCAGGCACGCAUUUCCAGAGUGCAUUUGACGCCUGUCGUGAUCAACUGCGCGCACGAAUUGAAACCGACUCUACGUACGCUUCGACGAACACUCGCGAAACACUACUGCUGCUGCAGGAUCCCAUCAUGUUUUCCGGGCUACCCGAAGUAGCAAACGGAAAAGUAUCCGUGCCGCCGGACGCCAACAGCAGGGUGCUCUUGGAUGCGGCAUUGGAGCAUCUUGCUUGCGCGCCGUCCACUUCAUUUGCUCCAGCGCAUUUAGCGCCUUUUCUCGCCGCCUUUCUCUCCGACCCCUCCAAGGAGCGACCCGUUGCGCUCGACCCUCCAGACCGCACACAGCUUCUGCGUGCAGUGCGCGAGUGUGUGGGCGCAGAGCCUUUAGCACAGGCGCUACAUCAAGCACUCCCUUUCGUACAUAUUCAAGAUACGCAGCUGGCCGACUUCCUGCUUGGCCUCGGCGCCGAUGGACUUGCUUCGCUCGAGCUUGCCCAGGCGCUGCUCGCCCAGUUUGGAUGGAAGAGCGCAUCGCCCGAGCAGGUGGCCGCGCUUUUGGGCGCUUUGCUUUCUGCACAAGGGGAUGCGGCGAGUCCGAAUACGGACUACGGCACGCUCACACGCGCCAUCACGAGCCUCGACGCGCAGCUUUCAUGGGCUGCAGCAAUCCGCGCUCUUGACUUGCCGGAACAGCUCUCUCUCACGCCGAGCCAUGUGCUCUCGACCAACCUGGCCAACGUACUACUCGCCGCGCCAACGCGCGACAUUCUCUCUGACCCUAAAGACUGUGCAGUCGCUGGUUUGUGGGGAGUUUGGACACACCGGCUCCGCCAUCUGCAGCUUUUGUACGGCCUUCUUUUGCUGAGCGAAGAUACCUUUUCUUUUUCCGCGCUUACCACCAGGCCUAUUCUCACGAUUGACGACGUCGCCGCUGCGCCGGUCGCUGUCAAGGCCGAGGCGCAAAAUGCGAUUGACACUACAUGGAAUGCAUUGGAUUUAUUGGAGACCUUGAUGGAACUUGCCGGUGGCACUCCUGUACAAAACACUGCGGACGCUGCCAAAGCCGUCACCGCCAUUUUGGAGCGCGCGAUAAAAACGCACGCCGCAUGUGUGCUGCUUGGUUUGGUGCAACUGCCGCCGUCCAUAAACGCAGUGCACCCCGAAUUGGUCACCAAGCUUUUGACCAUGUUCCUUGCGGGCCAUCCCCACACGCAGCUCGUCUUUUGGGUACUGUGGCACAAGCAUUCUACGCUCUUGCUCGAGCAGUUGCAGCGCCUCGCUGCCGAAAGUCCCUUGCUUGUGCCUCGCAUUGCCGAAGUGGCUCACGAGAUUGGCUUCCUGGACCGCCUCCUGGAGCCCCAGUUUUCUGUAUUUGCGCUCGACAUUGCCGCUGUCGCUUCGCGCCGCGACCUGCUUAAUCUUGAGCCGUGGCUCCAAAAGUGGAUGGACGAGCAGCCGAAAGACACACAUGCCAUGCACAUUAUUCUCGACUUUCUCGAAGGCAAGGUCAAGGGCGAUUUGCAGCGCAGGGAUCCCCAAGUAGAGCCUUUGUUUGUUCCACUCAGCGUGCAGACGGUGGCUACCUUGUUGCGCGUGCUUCGUGCAAAUGGCGACAGCAUGACGAGCGACGAGAUUGAGCACUUUAAAGUUGUGCGUAACCUCUGCCUUCAGCUCUAUCCCCGCCUCAUGUCGCUUCAGCCAGGCGCCGAGGCCAGCGAGCCCGGCUUGACUGUUGCGACCUUUCCUAAGGAAAUUCAUCGCGAGGCAGAUACUUGGUACAGGCAAAUGUACGAGGAAAAAGUAUCUGUCGACGACAUCAUUGCACUUUUGCAGCGCAGCAGGCACUCGGACAAAGUGCGCGACCACCAGUUGUUCGCCUGCAUGGUGCACACGCUCUUUGACGAGCACAGGUGGUUUGAACUGUACUAUCCGCCCCGCGAAUUGCUCAUGACCGCCGUCGUGUUUGGCUCCUUGAUUCAGCACCAGCUUAUCAAUGCCAUUCCGUUGGGCAUUGCAAUCCGGUACGUGCUUGACGCGCUUCGCUCGCCGCCGGACGCUACCAUGUUCCACUUUGGCAUCCAUGCCUUGCUGCGCUUCCAAAACCGCCUUGCCGAGUGGCCGCAGCUGUGCCAAGCGCUUUUGUCGCUGCCGCAUCUCCAGCAAGUGCAUCCCGAUGUGGUUGCACUGGUUGACGCGGCGCUUGCCAAUGCCAAGAACGGCACGGCCCCGAGCGUCUCUGACACCCGCGCCUUCUCUGCUAUUUACGCAGAGAGUGUCACGGGCGAUGCACAGCAAAAGCCAGCCGAGGCGCUUUCUGACAAGAUUCUCUUUUUCAUCAACAACAUGUCUUUGUCGAAUGUGGACGAAAAGCUGGGCACCGCUCGCGAGCUCAUCGGCCCCGACCUUUUGCGGUGGCUCGCCAGGUACAUUGUCCUCGAGCGCGUUAGCACAGAGCCCAACAACCACGAGUUGUACAUGCGCUUCCUCGAAGGCCUCCACCAGCCCACCAUCUUUCGCUACGUUUUGUAUGAGACCAUUGCCAAGCUCAAGGUGCUUCUCGAGUCGGAGAAAACGAUGCAGUCGACUACCGAGCGCACCACGCUCAAAAAUCUUGCGUCGUGGCUCGGCACCAUUACGCUUGCGCGCAACAAACCGAUUCUCUUCCGCAAUAUUGCGUUCAAGGAGCUCUUGAUGCAGGGCCAUGAAUCGGGACGCUUGAUUGUCGUGAUUCCGUUCGUGUGCAAGGUGCUGGAGCAGUGCGCCAACUCGAGUGUCUUCCAGCCGCCGAAUCCAUGGCUCAUGGCCGUUUUGCGUCUCCUCGUUGAGCUGUACCAGUACGCCGACUUGAAACUCAACCUGAAGUUUGAGAUUGAGGUCUUGUGCAAGACUUUGCACGUGGAUUUGCAAGCGCUCGAGCCCACCUCGCUGCUUCUUGGCCGGCGCCCCGAGCCCGAGGCGUCGAGUGCGGUGGAUCCCUACGCCAAGGCUGCGAGUGCGCCAAACGCUGCGCUUCUCCAGGAAAUGGAGGAGCUCACUGUGAGCGACCAAUUCAGUACGACGCCCAUGCAAGAUACCUUUACCGCCCUUUUGCAAAACGUCGCACAAUACAUUGUCAUCAGUCCGCAGCUCGGCCCCUACGCGAACAAUGCCGCAUGGAAGCGCGUCAUGUACCUUGCCAUCGAGCGUGCUAUCCAGGAAAUCAUCACGCCUGUCGUCGAGCGCUCUGUCACCAUCGCUGCGAUUUCCACGCGCGAGCUUGCCAGCAAAGACUUUGCGAUGGAGCCAGACGAGCACAAACUGCGCCACGCCGCACACCAAAUGACGCAGAGCAUGGCAGGCAGUCUUGCCCUUGUCACUUGCAAAGAGCCGCUCCGUGUGAGCAUUAUGGCCAACGCACGCACGCUUUUCGCUGCAGGCGGCAUCACUGAGCAGCAGCUCCCUGAGCAAGCGCUUAUGCUUCUUGUCCAGGACAAUCUCGAGCUCGCCUGUGUCGUCGUGGAGAAGACGGCAAUGGAAAAGACGCCCGCCAAAGUCGAUGAAAGCUUAGCGGCUGCCUACACAGCGCGUCGCGAAUUUCGCGCGCACGGACGCGGCACGCUCUUUUGGGACAGCGCGGCCCUCUCGCAUUACAGCACCACGCUCCCUGAGCUGCUGCGUAUUGCUCCGCCUGGCCUGUCGCCCGAGCAGCUGCGUGUCUAUGACUACAUCUCCAUGCCUGUCGAGCCUCGGAUGGAGCCCGAAAUGCAGAGCAUGCCCGAGACAAACGAGCUUGGCGGCGCACUUUCUCCCGCCAAGGCACUGGAGCGCUUCCUUGUCAUGGCCUCCAAGCUUGAGCAGUUCUUUGCCGAGGUUGGUGAAACACAAACGCUCGCGACGCUUCCCAGCAUUCACUUUGUGCGCCAAGUCUCGCCGCAUCUCACCGAGCUCGUCAAUGUGGCUGCACCGCGCGACGAGGCCAUCUUGGUGAUUGCCCAAAAGGUUGUGCAGCUCUUGUACCGCGCCCAAACAAGUCUCGCGCGCGAGGUAUGGGUCGCUGUCCUUGAGCAGCUCUGCGAACAGUCGCUCAAGGUUGCCAAGGAAGUCACUGCCUGGCUCAACUUUGCCGAGGACGAGCGCAAGUUUAACGUUCCUGUUACCAUGGCACUUGUGCGCGCCAACCUAGUGGGUAUUUCCGAGCAGGACCAGCAGCUGGCCAAGCUCCUUGUUCGCUCUCAGUUCCGCGCUAGCGUCGUGGAAUUCAGCGCGCAGUUCGUGCAGAAAUGUUUGCACGAAAAGGUCGCGGGCCCUUCUCAGUUUGCUGGCGUCUUGCACGCGCUGCAGCAAGCCACGCAGUUUGGCCGCAACACGCCUGCCUCUACGGCACUCGUUGAGGAAGCCGAAGAGCUGCCGCGCUCAACAGACGCUGUGCUCCCUCUUCGCGAGCAGCUUGCCUACUCUUUUGCGAGCUGGGUGCGUGUCUACCAGCAGUCGCCCCAGCCGGAAAAGUCGUUCAUCGAGUACGUCACGCAGCUCCAGAGCCAAAACGUGCUCAAGGGCGAGGAGAUCUCUUCGCUCUUUUUCCGCGUGUGUGCCGAAGUCAGCGCGGACCACUAUCUCAAGCAGCACGCGUUGGGCGGGACGCUCGCCAGCGGUCUCUUUGCCCCUGUCGACACACUCUCAAAAAUGGUUGUGUACAUGAUCAAAUACCACGCGGAUCCACUGGGCGCAGACGACGAGCAUGCCAAGGUGCACUACUUGACGAAAAUUUUAUCCAUCAUCACCCUCGUCCUCGCCCAGUCCCACGAAGAUCUCGGCGCGCGCUUCCAGCAAAAGCCGUUUUUCCGCCUGUUUUCCAGCCUCCUCCACGACCUGCUCGCGGCCGAAGGCAGUCUACACGGCGCGUACAACGGCGCGCUCCUCGCCAUUGCCAAUUCGCUCAACUCCCUGCAGCCCCUCUUCUUUCCCGGCUUUGCUUUUGCAUGGGUCUCGCUCAUCUCGCACCGCCUCUUUUUGCCCGAACUUUUGCAGAGCAAGCGGCAGGAGGAACGCGUUGCUUUCCACCGCCUCUUUAUUGCUCUUCUGCGCUUCCUCGCGCCAUUCUUGCGCGCUAGCGGCCUACACGACACCACGCGUCUUUUGUACAACGCGACGCUGCGCAUCCUUCUUGUCCUGCUGCACGACUACCCCGACUACCUUGUGGAGCACCACCAAAGCUUGUGCGAUAUGAUUCCGCCUACGUGUAUUCAGAUGCGCAACUUGGUGCUCUGUGCAUACCCACCGACGCUUCACCUUCCGGAUCCAUUUGCUGCGGGACUGCGCCUGGUGGAGAUGCCCGAGGCACAGGACGAUGCGAGCCAGGUCUACGAUAUGCGCGCUGUCCUUGCAACUCUUCCGACGCUUCCUGCACUCCUCGACGUACUUGUCAAGCAGCGUGGCCGCGCCGACGUGCUUGCGAAUCUGCGCGAGAGCAUUGCGGCACCCGAAGGCAGAUACAAUGAGCCGGCGAUAAAUGCUGCCGUGCUCUUCCUCGGCCAGUCGGCGCUCCAGGAAAAGAAUUUGCUUGGCGGAGACGCAAAGCAGGAUCCGUGUGUUGAAGCACUCUUGUUUUUGUUGCAUGAAGUCGAGCCGGAAGGGCGCUACUUGCUCUUGAAUGCAGCUGCUAACCAGCUGCGGUUUCCCAGCAGGCAAACGGCCUACUUUAGCGCCUUGGUCCUUCACCUCUAUGCGCACAUCGCCGACGAACAGGUGCGCGAGCAAAUCGUUCGUGUAUUGCUCGAGCGUCUGAUUGUGCAUCGUCCGCACCCAUGGGGACUUUUGCACACCUUUGCCCAUCUUUUGCAGGCGCGCACGGCAGCAUUGCCGCAGGGACCGCCAGAGGUGCACGCGAUAUUAGAGCACAUCUCCCACGCCCUUUCCGAACCGCGCAUUCUCCCGGCCAUGGCCGCAUAA
Molecule: messenger RNA, 9294 nt
Organism: Malassezia vespertilionis
Lineage: Eukaryota; Fungi; Basidiomycota; Malasseziomycetes; Malasseziales; Malasseziaceae
Gene: CDC39
Product: CCR4-NOT core subunit cdc39
Exons: 2
Coding region: 1-9294 (3097 amino acids)
Biological process (GO): nuclear-transcribed mRNA catabolic process, deadenylation-dependent decay; GPI anchor biosynthetic process
Cellular component (GO): endoplasmic reticulum membrane; P-body; CCR4-NOT core complex
Molecular function (GO): molecular adaptor activity; mannose-ethanolamine phosphotransferase activity
Source: RefSeq, a predicted model, not a curated record